Molecule: messenger RNA, 1249 nt
Organism: Alternaria alternata
Lineage: Eukaryota; Fungi; Ascomycota; Dothideomycetes; Pleosporales; Pleosporaceae
Product: Extradiol ring-cleavage dioxygenase, class III enzyme, subunit B
Exons: 2
Coding region: 134-1129 (331 amino acids)
Molecular function (GO): oxidoreductase activity, acting on single donors with incorporation of molecular oxygen; ferrous iron binding; zinc ion binding
Source: RefSeq, a predicted model, not a curated record
CUUACAAACCGUCCAACAUGCCACUUACACACCGGAGUCAUGCCUUAACAAUACAAAUGCCGAGCGCCACAAGGCGCUCUCUCCUUUACAGCAUGCAUAUAUACUGCGUCCGGUCUCUACCGCAGCCAAGAAUAUGAAAAUCGUUCGUACCUCAUCGUUCCUCGCAACAUUCUUCGGCCUCCAACGAACAACUUCCGCGGAGCUCUCGUCCAGCAACACGACCUUCAAUCCCCUCCAAGGCAUUCAACAGUUUCCAAUAUCGUCCUACAGCGGCAACAUGACACGCCUCGCACCUGUCGUCUCGCUCUCGCACGGCGGAGGUCCCAUGCCUUUGCUCGGAGACCCAUCGCACGCCGCCAUCACCAAGUCGCUCAAGACAAAGGUGCCCAAGAUACUCAAGCUGGGAACAUCUGAAGCCCCGAAAGCUAUCGUUCUGGUGACUGCGCAUUGGAGUACAAGCAAGGUCACUGUCUCCAGCGGCUCCAAGCAUGAGUUGUUGUACGACUACUACGGCUUCCCACCAGAGUCGUACAAGAUAAAGCAUGAUGCGCCAGGAAGUCCUGAGGUCGCUGAACAGGUAGCGCAAGCCCUGAAGGAAGCCGGUAUCGAGUGUGAGAAAGAUGCCAAAAGACCAUGGGACCACGGCGUCUUCGUUCCCAUGAAACUCAUUGACCCUUCGGCCACCACUACCAUAGUCCAACUCUCAGUCCUCUCCUCCGAAUCCCCCACACAGUCCUAUGCCAUCGGUCGCGCCCUCUCCACCCUCCGCGCCCAAAACAUCGCCAUCAUCGGGAGCGGCUUCGCUACCUUUCACAACCUACGUCUCAUGUUUGAUGGCACAUCGCGAAACCCUGAGUUCAAAGCUCUGAACAAGGAGUGGAGUAAGGCCGUUACCGAUGCUGCCAUGACAGAGAGCGACCAGGAGAGGGAAACCAAGUUUGAGCAUUGGAGGAAGUGGCCGGGGGCUUACACUAUGCACCCCAGAGGUGGAGCAGAACACUUUUUGCCAUUGGUAGUUUGUGCGGGUGCGGCUGGGAAGACAAAGGGCAGGAGUUAUGCCGAUGAUUUUACGGGAACGGAUAUGUGGAGUUACUAUUGGGAGGAAGGGCAUUCGCUGGGCUGGCUGUAAGAUUCGAGAAUUUUGGCUGUAUGAAAGCCGAUGGACUCCACAGUGAACAGCAAAAACGUGUCGUAGAUCUGGCAGAAAAUAUUAUUGGCUUCCUUUGUACUCUACAUUGGUAUCAUUACU